AUGAGCCAGGAAUAUUUCUCGCCCAAGGGGAAGGGCGCGUCGAGGCACCACGACGACGCCGAAGAGGAUGACCUCGCUGCGUCCUUUGCCCCGUCUUCGUCUGCGUUUGCGCCGACCCAACCGCGACCCUCGAGAGCUCCGGUGGCGAGUACCACUCCUGCAUACAUGACUGUUGGCAACGGCUCGACAUCUCAGCACGCUGCCCGUUUGCAAGCCAUGCUCGAGCAGGAUAGUGGUUACGGAAGCAUUACUGGUGACGAUGUAAGCCCGUCCCUGUUCGGUCCCAGCACCGCACACACCUGGGACUCUGCCAUCCAUGAAGAAAGGCCAAUACGCCCCCAGGGUUCUGGGUCCUCGUCGGCCCAUGGCGCCGUUGCCGAGAAUCGUUCCCAGGCUGCAGCUGUCCACCAGCUGUGGUAUAACCAGCAUCGGGCAGUUCUCGGCCGUGCAAUCACCACCGUCGUCGAACUCUUGAGGGAGCUGCAGGAGAAAAACGCAGUAUGGCCCGCACAUUAUCCCUCGGUGCAGCGCGCUGCGCUUGAGGCGCCUCCCUACCCGCCUAUGAGGCCCGGUAUUCGACCUUCCUAUACCAUGUCGGGCGAGUUUCCGAAUUCGUCGUCAUAUUCGAACUCCUCCUAUCCUUUACGACGCUCUAUGACCAUGCCGGAAGACCCUCAGAUUGAGUCCAGUCGGUUCGCCGAAAGCAGAGCGCCUGCCGAACCUCGCCUUGUCACACCCCAGAUCGCCCAAGAGUUCUCAGUGCUCAAGCUGGAUUUGAAGCUUGGCGCGUUGCACCAGGCUGAGCUGGUUCACUCGCUGGAGAAGAGUUCGAUUGCUUCGCUGCUCGAUGGCCGGAUUCAGUCUAGUAUCAGGCAUCUGCAAUCGCUCCGUGAGCGUAUUGAGGAUACGUCUAGCAAAGUUUUGGUUACAGGUGAUCUCAAUGCUGGCAAGUCGACGUUCUGCAACGCUCUGCUGCGGCGCAAGAUCCUGCCGGAGGACCAACAGCCCUGCACCAGUAUCUUCUGCGAGGUUCUGGACGCGCGCGAAAACUGUGGUAUCGAAGAGGUCCAUGCAGUUCACAAAGAUGCCAUAUACGACCGGCAUGAUGAAACAACCUACGAUGUUUACCCGCUCAGCGCCCUGGAAAAGCUUGUUGUGGACAACUCAGUCUACAUGCAAUGCAAGAUUUAUGUCAGAGACAUCCGAACUAUCGACGAGUCUCUCCUCAACAAUGGUGUUGUGGACAUUGCUCUCAUCGACGCCCCCGGCCUGAACAUGGACACCACAAAGACCACGGCCAUCUUCGCCCGUCAGGAGGAGAUUGACGUUGUCGUGUUUGUCGUCUCAGCUAGCAAUCACUUCACUCAAACUGCGACGGAGUUUAUCAGGGCAGCAGCUGCAGAGAAAGCCUAUCUCUUCAUCGUGGUGAAUGGAUAUGAUGCCAUUAGGGAUAAGGAGCGCUGCCAGAAGCUGAUCCUGAACCAAAUCAGGACACUGAGUCCGAGCACGUACAAGGAGGCUGGUGAACUGGUCCACUUUGUGUCUAGCGCGGCUAUUCCUACGGCCCCUUCACCUCCUGGCGGCCCAGGUGGCGGCGGAUCGGGCAGUUCAAGCGGUGGUGGCUUUGGCGACGACCCAGGGGAUGAUGACCCGAAGGGUAAGAAAAAGGAGAUGCUGAGGGAUUUCACAGCUCUUGAGCAGUCUCUACGCCGGUUUGUUCUCGAGAGGCGCGCGCGCUCCAAGCUGGCUCCGGCGAAAACGUAUCUCUUGAAUAUUUUGAGUGACCUGCAUGUGUUAGCCACUGUCAACGUAGAAGUCGCUCAAGGAGAGUUUGAUAGGGUGAACAGGGAACUUCAGGAGCUCGAGCCCCAGCUAGAGUCAAGCAAGAAGGCGAGAACGGAGAUCAACGAGAAGAUCGAUCUCACCAUUGAGGAAACAUGCAAGGAAGUCUACGACUACUCUCGCCAGACGAUCAGCUCCACGAUUUCCAAUAUUGGCGACAGCAACCUUGGGAUCCCGUACCCUGGCCUCUUCGGUGCGUUCCAGUAUGCAGACCAGCUUAAGGAGGCAAUGCUUGCUCAAAUCGCGGCUUCAGUCGUUCACUGCGAGGAGCAUGCCCGCACCAAGACCGUCGCUGGUGUCAACAUGAUCAAGCAACUUGGUCUCCUUCACCUCGGCGACGAGUAUGAGAAUCUCAACUUCAAGUCCGACGUCAUGUUCCAGCACAAGAAGCAUGCGCUCGCUCGCCAGGUUGAGAUUGCCACUGAGUUCUGGGACUUUGUUGAUUGGUCCACUCUCCUCCAGAAAGAAGAGAAGGCCGGUAUGGCCAUCACCUUGGCUGGUGUGGUCGGGACCGGCGUUAUUGGCAGCUACGGGGAGCUAAACAUUGCGCUCCGUGUUGCCCAACUGCUUGGCAGUGACAAUCUACGCCGUCUCAUUAUUCCUGGUGCCAUUGCAGCUGUUGUUGCAUUUGGUAUCUAUGUCCUCAAGCAAAUUCCUUAUUCGCUCCCACACCGACUCAGCAGCAAGAUCGCGAGCCAGCUCGAGGCCAUGGAUUACGUCCACUCCAACAGCUCCAGAAUUUCUACCACUGUGCGGAAAGUUCUGCACAUCCCUGCCAACUCGCUGCGUGUCGGCCUGCAGCGCUCUGUCGAGCAACUCGACAACCGCCGGGAUGCCACGCUCAAGGUGCGCAAGGAGAGCCACGAUGCUCUCCGCUUUUUCGGAAACCUCGCCCAGAGGAGCGCAGCCCAGAGGCAGCAGAUUGAGAUGUUGGAUCUCGAUGGUCACCCACCUGCAGCCCAUGGUUUCCACUGA
Thermochaetoides thermophila DSM 1495 is the source of this 2817-nucleotide messenger RNA. Its product is annotated as transmembrane GTPase-like protein. Gene Ontology annotation, molecular function: GTP binding; GTPase activity. Lineage: Eukaryota; Fungi; Ascomycota; Sordariomycetes; Sordariales; Chaetomiaceae. The transcript is spliced from 2 exons. Gene Ontology annotation, biological process: mitochondrial fusion. The record is from RefSeq and is a predicted model, not a curated record. Gene Ontology annotation, cellular component: mitochondrial outer membrane. Bases 1 to 2817 code for a protein of 938 amino acids.